Oppiella nova is the source of this 333-nucleotide messenger RNA. NCBI's taxonomy places the organism in Eukaryota, Metazoa, Arthropoda, Arachnida, Sarcoptiformes, Oppiidae. The record is from the annotation of a GenBank genome assembly.
AUGGUUGGUCUCCUCGAGACGGAAAUGGUUUGUUUGGAGAGAGUUAAAGAGUAUUCACAACUCGAACCGGAAUACAGUUGGGAAUCAACGGAUGCUAACAAACCCUCUGAUCUUUGGCCCCGAAGUGCUUCCAUAGAGUUCAUCGAUUAUAGCGCUUCCUAUAGACCGGGACUCGAACCGGUUCUCAAGAACUUGAACUUCAGGGUAGAGUCGGGAGAAAAAGUGGGAAUAGUUGGCCGGACGGGUGCCGGGAAGUCGUCGAUGACUUUGGCGUUGUUUAGGAUAAUAGAGCCGACAUUCGGACAGAUAGUAAUCGAUGGCGUGGAUGUGACU